Messenger RNA from Acanthisitta chloris (rifleman), 4764 nucleotides. RefSeq names its product sterile alpha motif domain-containing protein 9-like. The record is from RefSeq and is a predicted model, not a curated record. Gene Ontology annotation, molecular function: protein binding. Lineage: Eukaryota; Metazoa; Chordata; Aves; Passeriformes; Acanthisittidae. The transcript has a single exon. Bases 1 to 4764 code for a protein of 1587 amino acids. Gene Ontology annotation, cellular component: cytoplasm.
AUGGAAAAGGCAACCACUGAACAAAAUGAGAACUCAUGGUCAUAUCAACAUAUUGAACAGUGGACAAAAGAAGAAGUCAAGCAAUGGGCAAUUGAAGUGGUUAAGAUUGACCAAGAAUAUGCAGAAAUCCUGUUUAACCAAGCUGUGACUGGUUUUACUUUGAAGCAGAUGACUAAAACAGAUUUUUUGAAAAUGGGCAUACCUCAUGAACCUGCUCUUCAAAUCAUGUAUUUCCUGAAAGAGCAUGGCGUUAUAGAUAAAGGUUCAGAUCAGGCUGUGGAACAAGAAGACACUCAACAGAGUCUUGAUGGAGAAGGAAAAGAUGGGGGACUGGGAAAGGAAGAGUGCAAGAAGAAAUGUGAGUCAUUUAAUUCCAGCAUACUGCAGGAUUCUAAGACGGAACCCAUGGAAGACACAAAAACAGUUAAGUCAACUGGCAAAGAGAUUGUAACAGAGGAGCCACUGUCAAGCAGCCAGCACCCAACUGGAAAUAUGUCUAUGCCAUAUCCUUUUGAUAAUUUCAGUGAUUGUACUCGAUACAUAAGGUAUAAUAUUCUUAAUGCCCCUGAAACAGGGCCACGCAAUCUCAUGGAUCCGGUACAUGAAUACAAAUUACUUACCAACACUGAGAAUACACUAGAAGAUGAUAUAAUGAGGAAAUUUUGCAAUGAGACCUUUAGGUUUGCUGCAGCCUGCAUGAACUCCCGCACAAAUGGCACGAUCCAUUUUGGAGUAUGGGACAAUCCACAAGGAAAAAUUGAAGGAAUAGAAGUUACCAAUCAAGAUGCAUACAUUGAGCAUUUCAAUAAAGACUUGGGAAAGUACUUUGAUAAGCGCUUCGUCAGCAUUGCAAAAGCUUGCAUUAGAGAACCUAGAUUUGUGGAAGUAUUAUCACCAAAUGGAACUUCAUCACAUCGCUUUGUCAUUGAAGUAGAUGUGGUUCCCCAACACUGCAUCUGUGAUACAAAAUAUUUCAUUACCUUCACAUAUAAAUUUAAGAGUAAGACUUGGGAAAAGGCUGUCUUCAUCCGGGAUGGAGCUAGUUCCAGAAAUAUUUACAAUAUGGAAGAAUUUGCACAAUUUAAAGAUAAGUUAUCAUCUUUAGCAGAUCGUCGUAAAAGUGCAGAGGAAAGACAUAACUUAAAGCAAAAUAAACCAAUGAAUGAAGGACUAAAGCUAGUUAGUCUGCUCACAGGUAACAAGGACUCACUAGACAGCUCUUACUAUGACUACUACAUUUUGGUAGCAAACAAGUGCCACCCAAGCCAAACUUCAGACUUAGACUUUUUAUAUGAAAUAAAAUGGUUUGCUGUGCUUGACUUUGACUCUGAAUCAGAAAAGGAUGGUGUAUUGAAGACUUACAAAAAAAAUCGAAAUGCCAUACUUCGCUUCCCAGAUUAUUAUGAACACAUGGGGGGCUCGGUUUCUGAACAAGCUAGAAAGCUGAAACUGUAUCAGGAGACCAACUGGAUUUUCUGCAAUGGUGGAUCAGACUUCAAAGGCAAUAACAAACCACCAUUAAACUCCACUUUAUGGCAACAGGACAGAGCUAGUGAUGUCAGAAAAAUGAUUUCCUUUCUUUCACACAAAGAUAUAAAGCAGAAUGGAAAGUUUUUAAUAGUGUUUCUUUUGCUUUCCACAGUGGAAAAUUCAGCAGAUCCCCUUAUUGAAACUUUCAUGACAUACUACCAGGAAUUAAAGGGACUGGAAAACAUGGUCUGCAUUUGCAUUGGUGCAGGUACAUACCAGCAAUGGAAAGAUGUUCUGCUUGCUAGAGGCAUCAGUGAGGAAGCACUUUCAAAGAAAUGUGUUUCUAAUUUAACACUGCAAAUGGUAAAUGGUACCAUCAUAAAACUGGCAUCAGAUACACAGUCUUCUGAAAGACUCCUGCCAUCUGUAGGUUGUUCUAACAUUCUUCUAAAGAGGAAAGAUGACUCCAUGACAGCAUUGGAAAUACUUUGUGAAAAUGAAUGCAAAGACACAAGAAUAGAGAAGGAUGCAGUCAAAUUUCAAAAUUUCCUGAAAGUGCGGGAAGAACAGUUUUAUCGAGGUGGGAAAGUAUCGUGGUGGAAUUUCUACUUUUCUUCUGAAAAAUAUACUUCAGAUUUUAUCAAAAGGGACAGUUAUGAAAAGCUUGAAGGCCUAAUUGUAUCUUCAUCUAACAGUGCUGAUGAAUCACCUGUAAAAAUUAUCAACCUUUACCACCACCCAGGCUGUGGUGGGACAACAUUAGCUAUGCAUAUCCUCUGGGAUUUGCGGAAGAAAUUCAGAUGUGCUGUUCUGAAAAACAAACCAAGUGAUAUUGGAACACAGGUGACAACUUUACUCACCUAUGGUGCAAAUGACAACACAGGCUAUUUACCAGUGUUACUUCUUGUGGAUGAUUUUGAAGAGCAAGAAAAUGUCUAUGUUCUGCAGAAAGAAAUUCAGGCAGCUAUAAUAGAAAAAGGUCUUCGGUAUGCAAAUCCUGUAGUGAUCAUUCUAAACUGUAUGAGAUCUCAGAAUCCUGAUGAAAGUUCAACAAUCCAUAUCUUCAACAGUGUUUCUUUAAAACAUAUGCUUUCGGAAAAAGAGCAAAGGGCCUUUGAUCAGAAACUAAAACAUAUUGAAGAGGUGCAUUCAAAUCCUGCCAAUUUCUAUUCAUUUAUGAUUAUGAAGAAAAACUUCAAUACACAGUACAUAGAAAAAGUGGUAAAAAAUACCUUGCAUAACUUGGAUAUUGCCUCUAAACCAGCACAACUUGUUUGCUAUCUAGCACUGUUAAACUCAUAUGUAAGAACAUCUACAAUUUCAAUAUCACUAUGUGAAAAAUUCUUAGGAAUUAAUUUUCAAGAGAUAGGCUGCAGCAAAGAGAAAUUAAUAGAAAAGAUAGGAAUUUGUUCUAAUAUUCUAAUAUCUGAUCAGGUACAUGAAUACACAAGCUACAAAGGUCUUCGUAUCAUUCACCCCUUGAUAGCAUCUCAUUGCCUAAGAGAAUUGAAACUAACCUAUGACUUGCCUAAAAGUGCAAUUACACUAAAGUUAUUGAAAGAAGAUUUAUUUUAUAAGACUUCGUUAAAGCAAAACAAAUUUAUUCGUGAUGUACAAACCCUGCUGAUUACAAGACAGCGCAAGGAACAUGGGGACGAGUCAGACACGUCAUUUUCCCCCUUAAUUGAAAACAUUCACAAGGAAGACAAAGGUGUGAAACGUGUGUUAGAACAAGCAGCUGCUACAUUUGAGCAAAAUGGUUACAUUUGCCAAGCCUUAGCAAGAUACUGCAUUAGAGAAAGGAGAUUUGAUUUUGCACUUCAGUGGGCCAAAGAAGCAAAACAAAGAGAUCCACAUAAUUCAUACAUAUCAGAUACACUAGGUCAAGUCUUUAAAAGUCAGCUAAGAGCCUCGGUAGAGUCCAAAGAAAAGACUGAAGCCCUGACAGCUAAGAAACUGGAAUGUGUACUAGGGUUUGCUGAGAAAGCUUCACAGGCUUUCCAAGAAUCUCAGAGGCAAGCUAAAAUUGAAGCCAGUGAACAAUAUUCGCAGCACCAAAAGCCUAAAAGAAAGCUUCAAAUGUACAAUACUGCUGGUUAUCAGGGAGAAAUAGAAACUGGUCUUUAUGUUAUUGAUGUCCUUUGGCAUGUUCCUUUUUUCAGCAAAAAAGACUUACAGUCUAAAAAACUUAUGACAAAGUAUCUAUCAGGAAAUAGUGUUUUGAAUGUAGAGAAUCCCAACACAGACAGGGAAAUGUUUCAGGUUCUUACACAUUAUUCCAGUUUUUUAUGUAAUUUGCGAUCAAGGUUGAAAAGGGCAUUUGACUUUUUUGAAGACUACUUUGUGUUUUUCAAAACACAGAACAGAGAAAAAGAAAUUGUUGAAGAAAACUUGUACGGGAAACUUCAAGAACUUUUUACCAAAUACACCGAAAUAUUUUGUGAUUUCAGUUUUGAGCAACUGAAAAAUAAGCAGUUCUCAAAGAAGCCCAUUUCUCUGCGCAUAGAAGCAUACAGGGACACUGUGGAGGCUUCCAAAGCAGACUCCUUUUCUGGUAUUUUGGAAUACCUCCACAGAAAUCACAAAAAUGCUGGCAAAGAAAUAGAAGACAUAGUAGAAGUCUAUGCAAAUUUGUGUACAAAUGAUGUACAAGCAACUUGGAAAGAUAAACAAAAUUUGAUCUUGGCAAAUGUUGUUCUUAACUGCAUUAAACCUAAAUCCACUCAGUUACAGCGUCCUAAGAUGUUGAAGGAUCUGCUUAUAAGCAUUCUACAGGAAGUGGAGUCAACAUCACAGUGUGUAGAGCCUUUCUUCCUAGCCUCCUUGUUGUUCUGGCCCCAAAAUAUAAAACAACUAGAUGAUGGUUCCAGGAAAAUGGAAACUUUUGUUAAACGCUUGAGUGAGUCUUUCAAAGCGCUCUAUGGAGCUCUGCAUCAUUCUAGGCAGCCUCUGGCUCUUUUCUAUCUGGCAAAAGGCAGUGGUCUGAACAGAUUUGUUCACAAGGGAAAAAUAGAUCAGCUUUUUAGCUCACUUUCAGAACAGGAACUGGAUUACCUUUGGCAGAAUGGAAAUAUCUGGAAGGAACAGGCUGUCCAAGAUCUUUUGCUUCCCUUGGAUGGAAGAGCUGAGGGUAACAUUAUCUACAUAAACGAUGGCAGCAAUGAAAUGUUCCGGAUACCAGUGCAGCCUGUUCCUUCAUGCCUAUCGAAAAAUGGCCCAAACACAGAAAGAAAAAUUACCUUGGGCAUUGCAGGUCUCCAGGCAUACAACACACAAAGGCUGUCACUAGAAUGA